GAUCAGACAUGGCCCAGAACUUGAAGGACUUGGCGGGACGGCUGCCCGCCGGGCCCCGGGGCAUGGGCACGGCCCUGAAGCUGUUGCUGGGGGCCGGCGCUGUGGCCUACGGUGUGCGCGAAUCCGUGUUCACCGUGGAAGGCGGGCACAGAGCCAUCUUCUUCAAUCGGAUCGGUGGAGUGCAGCAGGACACUAUCCUGGCCGAGGGCCUUCACUUCAGGAUCCCUUGGUUCCAGUACCCCAUUAUCUAUGACAUUCGGGCCAGACCUCGAAAAAUCUCCUCCCCUACAGGCUCCAAAGACCUACAGAUGGUGAAUAUCUCCCUGCGAGUGUUGUCUCGACCGAAUGCUCAGGAGCUUCCUAGCAUGUACCAGCGCCUAGGGCUGGACUAUGAGGAACGAGUGUUGCCGUCCAUUGUCAACGAGGUGCUCAAGAGUGUGGUGGCCAAGUUCAAUGCCUCGCAGCUGAUCACCCAGCGGGCCCAGGUAUCCCUGUUGAUCCGCCGGGAGCUGACAGAGAGGGCCAAGGACUUCAGCCUCAUCCUGGAUGAUGUGGCCAUCACAGAGCUGAGCUUUAGCCGAGAGUACACAGCUGCUGUAGAAGCCAAACAAGUGGCCCAGCAGGAGGCCCAGCGGGCCCAAUUCUUGGUAGAAAAAGCAAAGCAGGAACAGCGGCAGAAGAUUGUGCAGGCUGAGGGUGAGGCCGAGGCUGCCAAGAUGCUUGGAGAAGCACUGAGCAAGAACCCUGGCUACAUCAAACUUCGCAAGAUUCGAGCAGCCCAGAAUAUCUCCAAGACGAUCGCCACAUCACAGAAUCGUAUCUAUCUCACGGCUGACAACCUUGUGCUGAACCUACAGGAUGAAAGUUUCACCAGGUGAGAGAUGUGACCGCGCAGUGGGGUAUCACAAAGAACAUGGGACUUGAGCCUGGUUGCUUGGGCUCUGGAGCCUGCUACAGCUAUUCAUAUGGCUCUGAGAGACAUUGAACCAAAAUUAGAAAAAGGGGUGGUUGACAGUUUCUAUCUUGCAUCUCAUAGGAUUGAUUUUAUGAGAUCAAAUAGGAUUAUUCACAUAAAAAGCACUUUAAUUAUAAAGUUUUCGUCUAACCAAAAAGUGAUGAAAGAUGAUACUCAGUUUUCUUACUCAAGAGCCCUCAAACUCCUCUGGUGCAUGGAGGGAUGUUAGGAAAGGAGAUGAGAAAUAGCAGUGGCCAUAAGAACAUGCCUCCUCCUUUCAUGAGCCUGAGAUUCCUGGCGGUCAACCCUGUUUGUCUUUUCUCCUGGGAGCAAAGGAGGGUUCAAAGCUGAGUGGGGCCUGAAGCUGUCAAUUAACGUGUGCAUUUCUCUUCUGUUUCUUGUUCAUCUGGCGAUCUGGCACCACAGAGGAAGGUAAGUUGUUGCUGCUUCUGUGGGUUCCUGCAGGCCACCUUCUCCCAGUACCUGCCCCCUACCCUACCCCUUUCCCACCUCCCCACAGACAAACCCUCAAUCAGGGUAGGAGAGGGAAUGGCCUAGAGUGUCCUGCCUCUCACAUUUAUGUCCCCUAAUAGUGUCAUUAUCUAUCUUUUUUUCUACAGUGACAGCCUCAUCAAGGGUAAGAAAUGAGCCUAGUCACCAAGAACUCCACCCCCAGAGGAAGUGGAUCUGCUUCUCCAGUUUUUGAGGAGCCAGCCAGGGGUCCAGCACAGCCCUACCCCGCCCCAAUAUCAUGCGAUGGUCCCCCACACUGGUUCCCUGAACCCCUCUUGGAUUAAGGAAGACUGAAGACUAGCCCCUUUUCUGGGGAAUUACUUUCCUCCUCCCUGUGUUAACUGGGGCUGUUGGGACAGUGCGUGAUUUCUCAGUGAUUUCCUACAGUGUUGUUCCCUCCCUCAAGGCUGGGAGGAGAUAACCACCAACCCAGGAAUUCUCAAUAAAUUUUUAUUACUUAACCCGAA
Messenger RNA from Pongo pygmaeus (Bornean orangutan), 1935 nucleotides. RefSeq names its product prohibitin 2 (gene PHB2). The transcript has 8 exons. Gene Ontology annotation, biological process: mitochondrion organization. Lineage: Eukaryota; Metazoa; Chordata; Mammalia; Primates; Hominidae. The record is from RefSeq and is a predicted model, not a curated record. Gene Ontology annotation, cellular component: membrane; mitochondrion. The coding region runs from base 9 to 878 and encodes 289 amino acids.